Camelus dromedarius (Arabian camel) is the source of this 1626-nucleotide messenger RNA. It is a transcript of the gene SYNGR2, whose product is annotated as synaptogyrin 2. The transcript is spliced from 4 exons. The record is from RefSeq and is a predicted model, not a curated record. Gene Ontology annotation, cellular component: neuromuscular junction; synaptic vesicle membrane. NCBI's taxonomy places the organism in Eukaryota, Metazoa, Chordata, Mammalia, Artiodactyla, Camelidae. Bases 58 to 732 code for a protein of 224 amino acids.
CCAGCUGGUUUCUCGGCGGUCCGUGGCGGCGGCGGCGGCGGCGGCGGUGGCGGCGACAUGGAGAGCGGGGCCUACGGCGCGGCCAAGGCGGGCGGCUCCUUCGACCUGCGGCGCUUCCUGACGCAGCCGCAGGUGGUGGUCCGCGCCGUGUGCCUGGUCUUCGCCUUGAUCGUGUUCUCCUGCAUCUUCGGCGAGGGCUACAGCAACACCCACGAGUCCCAACAGCAGUACUGCGUGUUCAACCGCAAUGAGGAUGCCUGCCGCUACGGCAGUGCCAUCGGCGUGCUGGCCUUCCUGGCCUCCGCCUUCUUCUUCGUGGUCGAUGUCUACUUCCCCCAGAUCAGCAACGCCACUGACCGCAAGUACCUGGUCAUCGGCGACCUGCUCUUCUCAGCUCUCUGGACCUUCCUGUGGUUCGUUGGCUUCUGCUUCCUUACCAACCAGUGGGCAGCCACCAAGCUGGAAGAUGUGCGGGUGGGAGCCGACUCAGCCCGGGCCGCCAUCACCUUCAGCUUCUUUUCCAUCUUCUCCUGGGGUGUGCUGGCCUCCUUGGCCUACCAGCGCUACAAGGCCGGAGUGGACGACUUCAUCCAGAACUACGUGGACCCCACUCCGGACCCCAGCUCGGCCUACGCCUCCUACCCCGGCGGGCCUCCCGACAACUACCAGCAGCCACCCUUCACCCAGAACGCCGAGACGGCCGAGGGCUACCAGCCGCCUCCCGUGUACUGAGCUGCAGCUGGGGCUGGUAAGGGGAGCUGGGAGGGCGCCUGGGGGCCUCCCCUCCUCCUGGACUCCUCCCCAGAGGCUUGUCCCCAGAGCUGCUGGCCACUUUCGUCCAGCCUGUUGGAGCUGACGCCGGGCCUGGAGAGAGAGCUCCUGCCUCGCCAGCCCUGGCUGCCCAGAGCCCUGGCCUGACCUGCCUGUGCCCCAAGGGCGCCUCAAGGGCAUUUUUUAGGAAAGGGUUUUCAGUUAGACAUGUUCUGUCAUUGCUUUUAAUGAUCCCCAGGCCCGCCCGGAGUAGCUCGAAGUGCCUAACACGCUGUUUGUCAAGUGCCUUAGCUUCUCCCCAGCCCAAAGGCGCCAGGCCCAGGCCCAGGCCCAGGCCCAGGCCCCACGGCCAUGGUCAGGUCACUUGGGGUUCUCUGCCAAAGACGAGGUGGGGCCUUCCCCCCGUCCUGCUGCCGGCACUGGGCUGGGGCUCCUUCCUUCUCACUCAGGUUCCUUCCUGCCGGCUGUGCCCCCAACCCCCUGCCUGCUCUGGGAGCCGGCAGCCCCAUGUUCGCUGCUGUGGUGUCAGCUUGCUCUUGAUUCGGGGGUCACGACCCCGUGCCAGUGCCUCUGAGCCACCUUCCUGACAGCUGAGGGGCAGGGCUGGUGCCUGCCGCAGGGGGCUAGGGCCACACUUCCCUGUCCCUGCUCCCAGCCCUUGGCCCCUGGGAGGGGCUUUGCCUGACCGACAACACCCAGCUUUAUGUAAAUACCCUUGUCAGUUAGGUGUGGGGCACACCCACAGCCCCCAGGCAGUCCUGAAUGUAUUACAAAGCCUUGGGGGAGGACGCACAGCAGCCUUGGAUUCUGUUAGACUAAUUUUGGAGAUGGAAUAAAUGUUUUCCUCAUUCAUAA